AACAUGGAUAUAAUCAUAAGAAUAGAGCUAGACCAUAUUAUAUAAGCUAGCUGCUAGCCAAAUACUUGCAACUUAAUUAAUACAACAUAUAACACAAAUUAAGCACAAAAUACAAUUAUGGCUUAUUUUCAAAGAAUUAUGAUCCUUAUUUGCAUUAUUAUUGUACUAAGUGUAAUCGUAACCAUAGAUAUGGUUGAAGGGAAAGGUGGUAGAGGUUCUUCAUCAGGUGGAAAGAGUUCGUCAUCCACGAGAACCACAUCAGGACGAAAUUAUCCUUAUUACCAUGGAACAACAACCACAACAAGAUCACAUAGCUCUCAAACCUCCCCUAUCUAUUAUCCUUCAUUUAACAUCUUUUUCUUUGUUUUGUCUUCUCUUCUUUUUACCUUUUGGUUUUAAUGACAUAUAUUCACUUUCAUGAAAUUUAAUUCUUUUUUUUUUUUUUUGUACUUGUAUAGAAUUUUAGGGGUGAAUCUAGAAUACAACAUACAUAUAUAAUUAUUUUAAUUGUUUUUUUUCUUAUAUAUAUGUUACAUUAUUUGUUAAGUUGUAUGAUUAAGGCACUCUUUUUGUCUUUUUGUUUGCCCCACUGUGUAAGAUAGCUCCAUUUCUCCUUAAUUUCCUUAUAUAGAAUUUUGUUUCCCUUAAUUAUUACUUUUUGAUCUCUCUUGUUCUGUAUAAUCAUUUUGGUAAUAUAUAAUAAGAAGAACCAAGCUUAAGACUUUAAUUUAAAAUUAUUUUCAAUAAACUAACUCAAUUAAAAACUUAAGUAGAAAGUUGAGACCUCAUAAUAUAUAUAUUAUAUAUUUUAAUACGUCUCUUCAUAUGAGAGCCCUUAGGGCUUGACAUGUAAAUGCAGCACAAACUCUCAUUUUACCUUGCAGUGUGAAAUAUUCCACUUGAAUUUAAGGAGUGGUUGAGAUUCGAAUUCAUAAUCUCUUGUCAUGUUUGCCUUUGAUACCAUGUUAAAAAAUCAAUUAACCAAAAAUUUAAGGUAAUGAUUGAGGUCUAUGAUAUGUUAUAUUCUCUAACACUUGAGAAUUUAUAAAUAUACGUGAAAAAUCCAAAACCUCAUAAUUAUCAUAUAUAAUUUUCCUAAAUUUUUUAUAUAUAUUAUAGAUGCACUCCGCAAUUUAGUAUUGUUUAGAAUGUAAAUGUUAUUUCAAGAUAUACGUUACAUACUCUAUUUGUAAUAUAAAGUUUAUUUUACUUUUCUUUAGUAUGUCCCACCAAAUUCAUUCAUAUUUAUUUUUUUUCUCAUGAUUUACUUUAUUUAUUUAGUUUUAAUCCACAAAUUUACAUUUCAUCCUUUAAUACAACCAAUAUUCUUCUUUCCACUUACAUGACAAUUGUAAAACUCUUUUUUUUUUUUUAAACAACUCCAAAUAUAUCCAAUCUCCUCCUUUAAUCCCUCACAUCCACAAACCCUAUUCUUUUCAAAUGUUCAGUUAUUCUAUUACCAUCUAUUUUUCCCUAAUCAAUUUCCACACAUCCACAAAUUCCAUUUCCUCCACCCUGUUGAAUUUUUCAACUAAAUUUCUAAAAACAAAACCAUAAAAAUAAAAUUUCAUUAAAAAAAAUAACCCUUAAAAUAAAUAUUAAACCAAAAACAAAAACAAUAAUAAUAAAACAACGCCAUUUUUUACAAUGGCGAGGUUACUAUAUUCAUCAAAUAAAACAAUGAAUUUCAUCAUCAAUAUCAAAUUCUCUCAUUUCUUUUUUAUUAUCUUCCUUAUUCUUCCAUUUAUUGCUCUAGCAAAAGAUUUUAAAAAACACCAAAUGUCUCUCACAAAAGAUUAUUAUAACAAAACAUGUCCUCGUUUCGAGGAUAUAAUGAGACAAAUUGUAACCUCAAAACAAGCCGAAACACCAACGACUGCAGCUGCAGUCGUUAGGGUCUUCUUCCAUGAUUGUAUGGUUGAUGGUUGUGAUGGUUCGACACUGGUAGCGUCGAACCAUUUUCAUGGUAUAGCUGAAAGAGACGCAGAUAUAAAUCUGUCUCUUCCAGGAGAUGCAUUUGAUCUGGUAACUAGGGUUAAAACUGCCCUAGAAUUGGAAUGUCCUGGUGUUGUUUCAUGUAGUGAUAUUUUAGCUACUGCUGCUAGGAAUCUUAUUAAGAUGACUGGUGGUCCUAAAAUUGAUGUUCUUUUUGGACGUAAAGAUGGCCUUGUUUCUCAGGCUUCAAGAGUGAAGGGAAAUUUAGCCCUUCCAAACAUGACUAUGACGCAUAUCAUAAACAUGUUCAAAGUAAAAGGAUUCACAGUCAAAGAGAUAGUUGCUCUAGUAGGGGCCCACACAAUUGGUUUUUCUCAUUGCAAAGAAUUCAGCACCAGGAUUUUUUCCUACAGAAAAAACCAACCUGUAGACCCCAAAAUGAACCCCAAAUAUGCUGAGGGGCUAAAAAGAUUGUGCGCCAACUACACAAAAGAUCACACCAUGGCCGCCUUCAACGAUGUAAUUACACCUGGAAAGUUCGAUAACAUGUACUACAAGAACCUCCAACGUGGGCUGGGCCUACUCGCAACGGACCAGGCCAUGGCAGACGACCCUAGAACCAAGCCCAUUGUCGACCUCUACGCUGAAAACGAAGAUGCCUUCUUCAACGACUUCGCUAAGGCGAUGCAGAAGGUUAGUAUGCUGGAUAUCAAAACUGAUAAGAAUGGAGAAGUUAGACACAGGUGUGAUACGUUCAACCAACAAAGUGGAACUUGAAUAUGGGAUUGAUUUUAUUUAUUUGAUUUCUUGUGUGUAAUAUAACCAAUCAUCUUUCUAACUAAAUGAAAAUUUUCUUAUUACAUUUGCAUUUCCUGGGUUUUUUUGGUUGAUUGUAUUUGACUCGAACUAAUAUUUUGUACUUCGUGUGUAUAAAAUAAAAAUAAUUAAGGCCUGGAUUACUAGCAUGAUAGAAAUAAAUACAAAUAGAAAGCAAAGUACACAAAGUAUUGUAUGAGAUGAUUUUAUCGAGAGAUGUGUCUAAUAGAUGGAUUAAAUAGUCAUCCCAUACAUAUUAUGAGAAUAUAGGCUCCUUGUUUGAGGUCGUCUCACUGAGAAAUAGUCUCUUACAAAAGUACCAUUUUGAACAACUUAAGGAAUUAGAAACUAUCCUAGCCCAUUUCUUUGAGUUCAUAUGUCUGAAUGACAUUUUACUGAAUAACUAGGAACAUUUUUGUAAAAUUGUGUCUCUCUAUUCCAUGAAUUUGCAACACCAUAUAGCACAAAAAUUAAGAAUGGUGGGACACUAAAUUUGUAUGAACGGUGUAAUAAAGAAUUGAAACUGUGAAUGUGAAUAGGGGUGAACACGGUCCAGUUUGGUCUGGUCUAAUACUAAAAUCAGACCAAACUAGAAAUUCCUUUGAAAAUUUUUCGAAUCGAACCGGACCGUUUAAAUCA
Messenger RNA from Amaranthus tricolor (Joseph's coat), 3390 nucleotides. RefSeq names its product peroxidase 6-like. Gene Ontology annotation, biological process: hydrogen peroxide catabolic process; response to oxidative stress. The transcript is spliced from 2 exons. Lineage: Eukaryota; Viridiplantae; Streptophyta; Magnoliopsida; Caryophyllales; Amaranthaceae. The coding region runs from base 1648 to 2712 and encodes 354 amino acids. The record is from RefSeq and is a predicted model, not a curated record. Gene Ontology annotation, molecular function: peroxidase activity; heme binding.